GGAGCGGAGUGUCCCUCCCCCCCUCCCCCGUAUGCAGGCAGCAGUAGCAGACAGACACGCCACCACCGGUGACUCGUCACUCCGCGCUGGAAGAUGGCUGCGGCGGACCGGCCCCCGGUCAGGGAAGGGAUCCGGAUUUUUCUUCUCUGUGUGUGUUGGUACACUGUGAGCUCAGGGGGCAACAUCGUCAACAAAGUGAUCCUGAAUGGAUUCCCGUACCCCGUCACGGUCUCGCUGUUCCAUAUCAUCUCCAUCGUCCUCUUCCUCCCGCCGCUGUUGCGGGCAUGGGGUGUCCCCAAAACAGACCUGCCGAGCCGGUACUACCGCUGGUACAUCCUGCCUUUAGCUUUCGGGAAAUACUUCGCAUCUGUGUCGGCUCACUUCAGCAUAUGGAAAGUACCGGUUUCAUAUGCGCACACUGGUGAGUAUGUUUCCUGCGUGUGUGUUAAUGUGAGGUCACCUGGACCGUGUCCGUGGGGAAACCUGAUCAUGAUGAGUCUGGACCGUCAGCUGAUGUUAGCUUCGCGGCUAACGCUGCUGGACUCUCCUCUCUAAACCGACGAUUUACUGUCCUGUUGCCUCUGUUUUCGUCUUAUAUUCGGCGAGUUGGGAACAGACAGGCUUUCAUGAGAUAAAUAAACUUACACCUUCUCAUUUAACUCCAAACAGGACAGCUUUAGGCUCUCUUUAGGAAUAUUUAAGUGGCACUGUUAGCUAGCUAGCCAACUUAAUUAACACUGACAUACUACGGCAGGGGGGAGGGUCCAAUUCUAAAUCCGCUCUGUUUCAGUGCUCUUCUCUAACUUUUCACCAAAAAUGAUCGACAAAUUACCUCUAUAACUGAAUUUUUACCAGGAGUGGAAUAAGGGCUAACAUUUUCUAUUUCUUCAAAGUGUGGUUACUUGAUGACUACUAAUCAAGUACUCUAUUUGAGAUCCACUUGAAGAUCUGAGUACAUACUUCAAGAGAUAUUAAGGCGUAAAAUUAAUUUAGGGUCAAACACACCGUAACACCGAGUUAGACAUCCCCUCGAGAGAUGAAUGUUGUAGACCGCUUGCUUCUCCAGUUAUACCAACUUUAGUAGGGACCGCAGGAUAGCAAUACAGAGAGCCACGCGCUCAACCAAAACGCCACUCUAUAGCCACAAAUAAUGCUCAGAACAGCACCUAACUUCAUCAACAGAACAUAUAGUACCGCUGCUUGUUUGUAGCUAGACCUCAGGCCAGUCCAUCACCGCAGCGGGGUGACGCAGCUCAAGGAAGAACAUUUAAAAUUGAAAUUAGGCAAAGUCCAAAAGAUUUUGAUGAGUGCUGUGGCUGGGACCCUAUAUGUACUGUUGAUGAAGUUAAUGCUGUUCUGAGCAUAAUUUGUGGUUAUAGAGGGGCAUUUUGGUUGAGGUUUGUUUAUGGCUCCUCAGACCGCUGUGUAUUGCUAUUGUGCGAUCAUUACUAAAGUUGGUAAACUUGGUGUUACAGCGUGUUUGACCCUAAAUUAAUUUUACGCCAGAACUUCCCUUUAAGGUGGGAGGGUAAGAUAAGCCACUCAAACUAGGCAUUUUUCUCUAAACUAAUUGCUGUUUAUAACCAACAGCAUCAGUGUGUAAGUAGUGAUUUCCACUCUGCUGCCUUUCAGGUUGCAGUCAUUUCACACUGUUGCUGCAUUUUUGUCUGAAGUGCACCUUUAUAGAUGGUCCCUGCACUCUUAAGUGAUGGAUGGCAGUGUGCAGAGAGAGGCUUGCUUGUAGGAGGCAAAAGUUAGGAAUUAAAUAAUUGCAAUAGGUGAAAGUAUCUGUCACUGCAGCAAGCAACAUUUUCUUGAAAGGUCCAUUGAAGUUAAAUAAGGGACUUCAAGGAUUUUUUAAAGAAAUUCUUAAGUUGAAAAAGCUUGAGACAAGAUUUAUAUUUGGACCUGUCUGGUUUAAGGUAGCUCAUAUUAAGAGCAGAGAUCAAGUUUGGUAAGAAAUUGACUAUUUGACUUGAUAAAAGUUGAGAUUUUUCCCCAGCUUGUAUGAUUUUAGUGACUUUUUUAUGUAAAGUAACACACUUAGUACAACACUUUCUGUAUCAAAUACUAACAUAAAAGUAAAAGUUCUUAUAAUAGAUGUUAGGGGAAAAAAGUGCAAGUACACAAAAAAAAACUACCUGAUCAUAUUGACGUGAGUAAAUGUAAGCAGUUCCUUUCCAUCCCUGGUUAUACCAAAUUAGCAACCUGAGCUGAAACCUCAUUUGGUCACCUGCUGUGAAAUUAGAUCAAACUAACUGGUCGUUACUGUUACUCGUUAUUAGAUAAACUUAACGAAACUGUGCUGUCUUAAUCAAUUCAAUCUCACCCCACACAAUUUAUUUUAGACCUCCUUUAAAUGAGUUUGUGAUGUGCACAUUCCGGUAAAGUGCAAUGCUGCUCAACAGCAAAGAAACAGGAAUAAGGACCAGUGGGUGAGUGUCCUAUACACUUCCAAGAAUAACUUAUCUCUGCAGGACCGUCUUAGACUCUUUAACCUGAUAAAGUGUCGUCUCAGUCUGUCAUGAAGCCUGCGAAUACUAUUUCUUUACAAAUAAAGACGCAAUUCAGACAUUCUGGAAACCACCUUUAAGAUUACUGGUAGAGUUUGCAUGAUUGUUAGGAUUUACAGCAGGGCUGUAUACUCUGGCAUAUCACCAUUUGACAGGCCUCUGUUGUUCUCGACACCCUCACCCUUUUAAUCAUUUCUGACAUGUCAGUGAAAUCAUCCAUCAUCAUGGACUCAGUUUUCUCUUCUUUUAACAAGGAGAUACUUCUCAUCAUUCCUGUCAACACCUAUUUGGCCACUUAGUACUAACAAGCUUUUACAGUAAAUGCCACUGUGGGUAUACUCAGAAGUUAACAGUCCUUCAAAGAUCAUAAAGGUUAUUUUGUUCAGAGAGGUUUAUACCUGAAGAUUGUUUUAUUGUGGGGAACCAUUAAACUGUACCACAUAUCCUCAUGAGCGGAGUUAGUCACAUUAUGUGAACCCUCUGUAGAAUAGAUGGACUUUACCAAAUAUCCCCCUAGAUAAAUGAGAAGGUCUGAUUCUCUGUAAAAUAUACCAAAAAAACUUUCUUCCCUCUUUGUGACAAACUUGAUAAUCAUCCUAACUUUUAACAGCAUUUCCUCUCUUGGAUGAAAAGACUUUAUUCUUGACCAAACUUUCUCAGGGAACUUUGGUGGUUUUUAAAACUAAAUCAAAACAUGCUUUUCCUUAUAGUACAGAGAAAUCAAAAAUGUAAAGUUCUUGUACUGUUCGAGUUUAAAUAACUUUACUACAUAAGUCAUUUUGAUAGUUUUGUUUGUGUAAAUAAAUCUGGUUCUGAUGGGUGCCUGUGUAAGAUAUCUUUAAAUACCAUUUAAAUCAUCAGGGUGCGACCAGCGCUGAGUUUAACCCAACUCAGAGAAAUAAAAUAGCACCCAAGUCUGACGUGGGACGGAACAGGAGUUUAAACAAUUGAGUGACAAAAGUUAAUAGUCUGUCAGAGGUGUGGGCCCGGCUCUGACGUAAGAGUCUGACACAUGAGAUUUCAACAUCAUGUCAAAGCCUGAUUUAGUUUCACACUUUCUACCUGCUGCUAUUGUAGAUGUAUGUUGGCUUCCAUACCCACCCAAGUUAACUCUAAUCUUUCUCUGUCUUCUGUUCUCCUCCUCAGUCAAAGCCACAAUGCCGAUAUGGGUUGUGCUGCUAUCAAGAAUAAUCAUGAGGGAGAAGCAAACCACAAAGGUGAGUAGGCUCGCAGUCGUCAAGGCACAAAGCCCGCUCUGUUUCAGCCUGUUUCUCAGUGUCUGAGAGGCGGCGGUGAUGAUGUGGCACCGUGCUGCGCCUGCACUGCAUCUCAUAUUACGGCCAUCUGCAGGGGCUUUUGUCCCCGAGGAUGAUCCAAGGCUGUGGGAGGAGGGAAGCUAGUGAGGGGAGUUUUUGUUUUCACAAAGUUGGGCUAAAAUCACCUGUUAAAUCCUAGGAAUGACUUCCUCUCUGACUCUGUCCAUGUUUAUGCAUGUCUUAUCUGUAAUGCUGCAUGAGUUGGUAUGCAGUGUGCAGGUAGUGGAAAGGCUCUGCACAGGUCGUGGCACAUUUCCAGACCAGAGGGCAAAGUUAUGAGAUAUCUAAAGGAAGCAUCAUGCCCCCUUUUUUUUCCUGACUCUGAGCGCUAAAGCUGGUGAAGGAUAAAACACGUUACAUACCCAAACAUUUUAUCUAACAUUAAUCCUCUAGGAAGGAUAAAGUCUGGCAUAGAUUUCUACUCCACAGAGUGACAAAUAAACUACUUUCUAAUGUGUCAUUUGUCUUUGACGUAAUCUGAACGACAUUACCUAAAACUGUUUCAUCACUGCAGUACACAGUUUUGAUACCCCCAAAAUUAAAUUAAAUUAAAUUAAAUGCCUAAUUUUAUUGGGAUUCAUUAAUAUCAGUUAUUUAUUUAAUGAAAGAAUAUUUAAACUUGAUGCUCACGGCUUCUUGUGGUGGAGCGUUACAACUUGACAUGUCUUUUAUUCAAACGCUACUAUAGAUGAAUAUUUGCUUUAAAGAAACGACUGAAAACUGCUGGAUUGGGAGUUGUUACUCAGUCUCAGCUCCUCUUGAUUCUUUGCCUCUGGUUGUUGUGUUAACAGUGUUUACUGAAGAUAAACUAAAAUAGAAUUUAAAUUUUACUGAGUCUCGGUAGGUUCUGGUUCAUAUCCCCUAAAGUCUUUUCACUCAACACAACACAACACUACUCACUGCUGUGUUUUAUGAGGAAUUUUGAAAGAGAAACUACGAUGUGGACCGUUUAUUCUGCACUAUUAUUAAUUGUUAACCUCAUUAGCUGUGCCUACAGUAACGUAGCUCCACAUGAGUUUGCUGCAUUAUGGCAUAAAAGUGUCUUAAUAAAAGAUACUACUUCAGAUUAAAGGUCAAGUGAAAUUCCUGAUGAGUGAAUCAUGUAGGUCUGAAAAACACGAAGGAGCUCUAACAUGAGCUCGUCAUGUUUACUUACAGUUGGCAGGCUGGGUGCGCAGACAGGGAGCGUAGGUGUUGGUGACGUGUUACUAUGUAAAGGUCCUGUUUGAAGAGCAGAGGGCUGCGGUGCUGUAACGAGAAACUUAAUGUUGUGUAAAUCACACCAGAGUGAUCGGUAGACAGAAUAAACACUCAAACAACGACAGAAGAUUGAAGUAAAAUAAAGUAAAAUAGUGUUUAGAUGCCACACAAUAGAUCACAUACUCUUCAAGAGUCAAAUCAGGUUUAACAUGUUAUUGAAAUUUGUAAGUAGUUGUAGAAAAAGUAACUAAAUUACGGAGUUACUGCAUCGUAAAAGUAAUUAAACUUUAUUUGCUCCAGUGCUCUUGAAGUGACUAUACUGACCUGAAUUUUAGUCACUGUCUGGGUGCUGGAGUGAGGUGUUUUUGACGUGCUUCUAGUACAAUCCAAUGUCCAAUCCAAGGUUGUUGUUGAGUUAUAUUUUUGCUUUUUAUUGAUUAAAUGAAAAACAAACAAAAAAAGACGGAAACGUCCAACUUAUUUUGAUAGUGAUGUUCGUGAUGAGAGUGAGAGUGGUGUCAGAGAUUAGCGGUAAAAACCAUGUACUUUUCCCGUUCCCCAGAUCACUGCUUCACCUGUGUCCCUUUGUAGCAUUUACCUGCCCAUUCACUCGAAGUGCCCCUUGUGGUGAUUGUGCGAGUAGCAAAACAAAACCUAAAAAAUAAUACGGAUAAAAUGGCUCAUAAAGCUCUUAUUAAUGCACCCUGCCUCUUCUAGUCUCUUAAUACACAGCUAAAAACCACAAAUAGUAAAGGAGCUUGUGUGAUCUGUUAUUGAGACAUUCACAACACUGGUUAGUGCAUUUCUCCUGAACUGGUAUCUAGCUUUGCCCAGAGGGAAUAAUAACUGCUGAUGAUGAUUUACUACUUUGUCAUACUACAUACUGAGCUUCAGUCUGUGUUUUCAUUAACCUCGUAAAUUCUCUUAAUGAUCUCUAUGCUCUUUAAUUGGUUAACCUCAAAAGCCUCCAACAUAUUGCAGUUUAAAAACUGCACUGAAGCAGGUUACACAUCAUCACCCUCUUCACCAAACUCAGAGGGAGGAGGAGCAACUUUUUAAUGUCGUAAUCAUCACCAUCAUGAUUACAGUUCUCAUGUGAGCCACAAAUUCAACAUUUCAUUAUAAUGCUUUGCAAAUAAGCUUAACCAAACACUUUGUUGGCUGUAUGAAAAAAACCAAACCCUGUAAUCUGACACAGUCAAAUACAACAGCCCAGCCAAUAACAUAUCAGACUAAAGCUCAUUACAGAGACGGGGUGCAGUCACUCAGUUUCCACCAACACAGGAGGGGAAGAGGAUUUGUCGCUCUAAUGAGUGCAGCCACUCUUUUUCCACUUUGGUCUGGAAGUAAACAAUACAGGAAGACCUCGAGAGCUGAUGAGGAGCCACAUUUUAUGACUUAACUCCGGAUAGCCGAAAUGGGGCAAAAAUCUAGGCCUCUGCCAAAAUAGAAUACGCCCCUCUUCAACUAACAUGCAGCCAGUUUCCUCAGACACACUUGUAAAAGUCAGAGCAGGUCCUCACUUCUUCGACAUGUCUUUGUGAUUGUAAAACUUACUGUCAUUAAACAAGUUGUUUCCUUGAGCUGCUCCACUUCCCCAAAGUGCAUCCUGUUUAAAACGUUAAAUCAUUGACCAGUGACUCAAGACAAGGCUAGCUUUAAAGGAACAGUCUGUGUGGAGCCUAUCUGUUUCAUUAUGUGUUCAGUUCAUGGGAGGAAUGGGUUAACAGUGGGUUUCAUAAUACCUGCAGGGUUUCAUCCUCUUUAAUCAUUCAGUAUUUCUAGAAAUGCAAAUACAUCUUGAAAUAGAUGUUCUGAGAGUUUCAGAGGUUCCCCUUCCUCUCAGUGUGGCCAGCUGUAACCUCUAAAGUCAUGUUUUCAGGUGGAGAUGUCGUCUUAAACUGUUGUCGGGUAUUUGGAUGAUCUGAUAUUGUUCAUGCAGCUCUGAGUGCAGGUUUUAUCAGCUUACUAUGGAUAUGUCGUAAAGCUUUUCCACCCCGAGUUUUCCCUCUUUUAAGUUUAAAUACUCCGAACGUUGUCAAGCUCCACGCAGAAGGAUGUAGGACAUGUCACAUUAUAUUUAUCACACGAGCAAAAGCUGUCAGUCUCGUAACAUCACUCGGCUCAUCUCUCAGCCUGUCAGAGGAACUGUGAUCGACCUUUGUUGAUGCUGAAGCUAGAGCUGCAACAGAUUAGUCAAUUCAGAGAAAGAUUAAUGCUGAGAUUAUUUCAGAAUAAUUUGGUCCUCUUUGUUUUUAAAACAAAACGGAUGUACCUGCUGUUUUCAGUUUUUUAGAUGGAAAAAGCCUGUAAACGAUAAAUUCGGUUCACCUUUUUCACAUUUUAUAGCCUAAACAAUCGACAGAUGAUACAGGAUAAUUGAUCAGCCUUUGUGAAGCAGUGCACAGUUUCCAAAACUAAUGAUAUUAAAGGGAUAUUCCGGCGUAAAAUUAAGUUAGGGUAAAACACAUCCUAACACCAAGUUGAUGAAUGUUGCCUCUCGAGUUAUACCAACUUUAGUAACAACCACACGGUAGCAAUACACAGUGUUCUCCGGUGCCACGCGCUCAACCAAAAAGCCACUCUAUAGCCACAAAUAACUUCAUCAACAGUACAUAUAGGGUCCCAGCCAUAGUACUAGCCACCAAACAUCUCUUUAGCUUUGCCUGAUUUCUUAAACAAAUAGACUAAACCCAACUCACCUACUCUCUUCCAGCAGCCACUUGUUUGUAUGGAGUGCAGCGGGGGAACGCAGCUCAUGGAAGAACAUUUAUGAUCAUUUCUUCAUGGAAAUGCAAUCAGACCAAGGUGCUAAAGCAGAAGAACUGCCGCGUCAGCAGUGCAAAAUGAUUAAUAUGAUAAUUAUUACUUCAAGGAAAUGAUAAAGUGAUGAUCAUUAAUGUUCUUCCUUGAGCUGCGACACCCCGCUGUAGUCAGUUUGGACUUCCCCUAGGUCUCCGUACAAACAAGCAGCUGCUGGAAGAGAGAUGGUGAGGUGUGUUUAGUCUCUUUGCUAAAGAAAUCAGGCAAAGUGAAAAUGAUGCUUCGUUACCAAAGUUGGUAUAACUAGAGAAGCAAGCGGUCGGCAACAUUCAUCUCUCGACGGGCUGUCUAACUCGGUGUUAUGGUGUGUUUGACCCUAAAUUAAUUUUACCCUGGAAUAUCCUUUUAAGUGCUAAUAAUCCAUCAAGAUACAAUAAGGAAAAAUAGUUGUCUGAUCGUAAUCUAUUUUUAAAUGUAUUUGAAGAGGGCACCCAAAAGUUGUGACAAUUACUUUGAUGUUCGUCAGCAGGCUGUGUAAGUUACUGAAGUGUCGUUGGUUUCAUUUCCAGCUAACCCUGCUGUCUCUGUGUGCUCCCUGUCGUAGGUUUACGUAUCACUCAUCCCCAUCAUUGGAGGAGUGCUGCUGGCCACAGUGACCGAGCUCUCGUUUGACGUCUCAGGACUGAUCAGUGCUCUGGCUGCCACACUCUGCUUCUCACUGCAGAACAUCUUCUCCAAAAAGGUAACAAACUCCAAACGCUGUCACGUCCAACAUGAUCCAACAAAGAGAGAGAAAGAAGGAGGGUUGAAAAUAAUCCAUAAUCCUCUGUAGUUUCAUUUUGGAUCACCUGAAAAUGAAAUCCUGGUUUGGGGGUUUUGUUACCACAGGUGGCUGCUAGAGCUUGACAGUAAAAAAGAAGCUUCACAGUCUUUGUUUCCGACUCUUUCUGAUCUUUUUCCCGCCUUUUUAAAGGUGUUGCGCGACACAAGGGUCCACCACCUGAGGCUGCUCAACAUCCUGGGCUUCAAUGCUGUUAUCUUCAUGCUGCCCACCUGGGUCCUGGUGGAUCUGUCUGUGUUUCUCAUUAAUGGAGACCUGGUAAGUAGCGUUCAACAAGAGAGUCAAGACUAUUAUGGAAGCUUGAUCUGUGAUCCUUAAUCAGACUUCUCACCUCUCAGACGGACGUCUCCGGGUGGACAAGUACCUUUCUACUCCUGGUCGUCAGCGGCUUCUGCAACUUUGCCCAGAACGUCAUCGCCUUCAGUGUACUCAACUUGGUCAGCCCGCUUAGCUACGCAGUUGCCAACGCCACCAAGAGGAUCAUGGUCAUUAGCAUCUCGCUGCUGAUGCUGCGCAAUCCCGUCACACUCACUAAUGUCAUGGGCAUGAUGACGGCCAUCGUGGGGGUCUUCCUCUACAACAAGGUGAGUUAUCGAGACCCCUGGGACAGUUCAACAGAAAUACUUAAGAAACCAAAUAAUCUUUUGGUGUUUCUUCUCAGCAGAUCCACUUUUUUUCUUCCUCGUAUCAGUUUGUGUUUCCAAGACGUGAGCGUUGUUCAAUAUCUGCGAACAAUAGAGUGUAAAGAACACACAUUGUCGACAGAAAACAGUGAUGGCUGACUUUAUGCUAACUUUGAUUAUAUUACACUCUGUCAGCACCACACUGGUGAUAUUUCUAAUCCUCCUGUUAUUUUACCUGAAUCUAGUUUUUUCCUCAUUUGAGGACUUACAGGUUAUAGAGACCUAUUCAGCGGAACAGCUUUGUCAACUAAAAUUACACCCACUCGUCCGCCAAUCAUUAGUCGUUGAUAAAAACAAGACUGCGUGUUAUUAUCAGCCUAACCUCUGACACUGUGGUCUGUUCACUGUAGCUGAUGGACUUAAUAAUAGAUAGAGCAACUGCUCAGUGUUAUUCGUUUCUACUUUUCUCUGUGAAAUGUAACUAGCUUUCAUUGAGGUUAAUUUAGUGUGAAAUAGUAACGUAGUUGCUCAUCUCCUUGUGUGCUAUUUGGAGUGAUCAGCUGUCGUAUACCAGUAGUCUCUCUCUCUCUCUUUCUCUCUUUAGUUGAUUUAAAAUCUAAAUUCUGUUUUCUACCACUUGACUUUAUACUACAAACUGAAGACUGCUUAUACGUACUGUGCUCUUACAGUAAUCCUGUAGUGCUAAUCUGUUUCUGAAUUAAUUCACUGAAUGAACUCAGGUGCCACUUGCAUAUUUAGAAAUGUUUGAGGAAGACAUUAAGGUAAGGGUAAGGUAGACUUUAUUGAUCCCACAUGGGGGAAACAGUUUCACCACCAAGACAGAAAGACUCAUACAGACAACAAACAGCAUGGAGACAUCAGAAAAACAUAGACUCAACACCAGAUAAACACAGUAAAUUAUUUCACAUGACUGUAAAUUUUGAUGCUAAUGUCAUUGAAAAGCAGAUGGUGUUUUGUAUUUCCAUGAAGAAAAGUCACAUGUCGGCGGUGUUUGUUUAACUUGGCAACAUCGUGUUACAAGGAAGGAAUGAGCGAGAGAGGAGGUGCUAGCUCUGCUAAUGGUAGCCAAACCAGUCAGACAUUGUUUCCCCGCAGACUCUGAUCCUGAGUAUCCUGCUUCUUCUUAAACUCUAAACUGUAUGUGUAUGUGAGUCCUUCGCUCCCUUCACAGCUGUCCUCUCCUAUAAAUAGGUAAAGACUGCUUGGCAUGCCGCCUAAAGCAGCUCUCUAUAUCUGUCAGUCUCUAUCCAAAGUGUGGCUGUGUGCCACUGAAUGAAAUGUAAACAGUCAGUUGAAGUAAAACUUUGUUUAUGUUGUGGAAACUUUGACCUACCCAAACUUUCAGAGUGCUGGAGGAAUGAAUUACUAAAAUAUACAGUCAUUUAAAACCCUUUCGCCUCUUUUCUCCUCUAACAGGCUAAGUAUGACGCCAACAAGCAGAAGCAGCUAUUGCCCAGCGCCAAGCAGGACCUGACGUCCUUUGACAACCCGGCACUGGAGAAGAUCCAGGCCAAUGGGUCAGUGCCUUUCUCCCACGGUUCAGAGCAGCAGCACAGCUGGAACAACGUGCUGACCGACCACUUCCAGUACAGCCGGCAGACCUACACGUCAAACUACAACAGCAACCACCAAUACGUGGUGUAAACGGGGAGCGCGUCCUCGCUCAGGCUCACUGUUACAGACGUUACUAUGUGUAGCCGCCCUCCCUGCCGCGGGUCCCCUCUGCCCCGCACACAAGACUGAAGGCAAGUGCUGUUUGUGGUGAACAGGAAGAAUGAGACGAGUCGCCUUUUACGGGCCAGUGACGUGACCUCUCCCACGCUCCUCCCUGUCUGAAUUUCACUCUGUAUGUCAUAAGUUAUUUAUUACUUUGGUACAAACUGUGUGACAUCAUUCGAGACAAAACAAACGGUUAAUCACCUCUUUUGUAACACUUUGAUAUCAAAUCCAACCUCUUUAUCCAGACUCGGGAAAAGUGGGUGAUCAAAGAUAGUAAAAACUCAUUUACACUUGAUGUCUGGAAAUGUCUGAGUUUGUCGCUACAGCCAGCUAGUCUUCACUUUCAGAGGAAGGACGUCAGCAGUUAUUAUCAACUGUGAACGCUUACUUGCACCAAAACAAGAGUCACAAUCCAUGCACACAGGCAGCUCAGCGGAGGGAGCCUUAAAUAUUUCAUUUUCUCUCAAUGGCACGUUCAGGAUUCUUCUUUUUCUCCAUUAGGCACCUCGAAGGAUGUAAAGAUGUUUAACCUGUUGUCCUCGCUGAGCAUAUGGAGCCACAAAUCAAGAGCUGGAGGCAGAUAGACAAAUGUAAACAUAACAGUGGUGUUACGCUAACAUGUGCGGUUAAAAACUAUACCUGACAAACAUCAGCAUGUCAGCGUUAUUACUGCCUCACAAAGCAGCUCGCGUGGCCGUCAGCUUCAGGCGCCUAAUGGAGAAAAGUUUCCAUCCUCGUUUGCUGGAUUAAAGAAAAAAUGCUAUAAACUUGUUGCGUACACAGAUCGGUAAUCAAUUUGCUGCUAAUUUGCUGAAAUUCGCACACACACACACACACACACACACUCAGUCCUGUGUCUUUUCAGAUUUUGCAGUGUCAGCAAAAACAAAGAGUGAGACGAGUUCUGUCGCCCAGAACAGUCAGUGACCUCCAACGAAUCUGUCCGCGUGUAAUCUGUCAUUAGCUUGAAAUUCGGCUGAACACGUCUGUAAAAUCUCCUUCAGAUGAUCAAACUCUUAUUUUUCAGCCGUAGUGUAAACAUAUUGUUUCAUACUGAUUAUUAUUAUUAUAAUUUAUAGAUCUAUAAAGCUUCUCAGGCAGAGCGAGACCCCUCUCCUGUCGGCUGAUUUGUUCAGCCUCAACCAAAGCUGCUUUCUUUAGUUUCUUUAUUUUAAUUUUCUCAUCAGACGCCCAGUUUGAGUGACUUCACAUUUCUGGGGUUUCAUUUAAAGCGUCUCUGUCACGUUUGGUGUCAGACGGUCACCGGACAGAAGAGAUGUGUGAAAAAAUCAGAGGUUUGGUUUGUGAUUAAAGAUUCAACUGUAACUUCAUGUAGAUCAGAAGUUUGUCAUCAUCACUGAUAUGAUCUGAAAACUGGUAACUGAUAGUUAAUUGUUAAGAAAAAGCAUUUUUAACUACUUGAGGAACCGUUUAGACGCUUAAUUUUCCCCUGAAUGGAUAGUUUUCCUUUUUCCAGAUGCACACGGAGCAUCUCACUGCAGCAAUAUGAAGAUUUUGCAUCGAUUUAACGUGAAGCCCAUUUGUGUAAGCGUAUGAAAUCAGUAUGUGCUUAUUUUUUUGUAGGGACAAUGCACAUUUAAUUGAUGCAAAAGUGCCAGUUUUAGUCUCUGAGCUUGUUAUUUUUGAUGUUAGAAAGGAGAGAGUGCGCAGUUUUAUGCUUAUUGUAUUUUUUUAGAGGACUGUUUUUGCCUUUUUUGACAAAUCACAGCUCUGUCUUGGUGUUUAGUACAGAAAAAAUAUGCUCUGGGCAUCCUAGAGACUAAUAACUAUCAAUAAUUGUCUGUUUAAGAUGUUUUGGGUUAUUUUGAAAGGAAAUGUAGUCUUUACACCAGUCACAGCUCUGUUCUUCUCCAGCAGACAGAGAAAUCACCAUUUUGGCAGGUUACCAAAGUUUCAGAUUUAGAAGAAAGUAAAAGAUAAAGUGAGUUUCAAAUGCCCAUAUUUCUUUGGUUAGGACUGUCGCUUGUUUGUGCAUGGAUGAUUAAUUGUACACUGUGAGGCUGUAUGCUGUGGUGUUGAUCUGCUGCAAACUGAAUGGAUACGCAGCAGACCGAAAAGUCUAACAUAACACCACAGACUGCAGCUUUAAAACAACUGGAGUGAAUCCAAAACUCCACAGACUUGUCGGCAACCAAUUAAAUUUUCGAUGUCUAAAGUAGGCAUUAAUCUGUCACAAUGUCUCUGUUUCCAGUCUUUUUUUUUUAUUUAGUAUCACCAACAUUUUCUACAUUAUUGCUUUUACUUAAAAAUGUGAAUAUGGAUAAAUUUAUGAAGAAUCACCUGCCUGAAUAGAUUACAAAUUCAACACCAGUCAACCUUUAUUUUAAGUUUAAAAAGAUGGACAGAAUCCUAUCCACUGAAAACAUCUGCUUUAAUGUAAUUCAACAUCUGAAUUAGAUUGUUUCAAAUUAAAAUCAGUUUCCUACGAAAUUUGAAACAAAUUCAACUCAAAAGUGAACUCAGUCUGUUUCAUCAUUGAUUUCGACAUGUCUUGCACCACUAACUGUUGAAGUUUAUUUGUUUUUAUCUGUAAAGUCAAUCAUCCCGAUAAAAGCUGCAGAGAGACGUGUCUCCAUGUGAGACAGCAGCGUCCAAACAAACUGUCCAACUAAGAAAUUACACAAUUCUUAUUCCAGAGAAAUGUUGACAGUUUCUCAACUCUCUGGGAUAUAUCCAGGUUUCAGGACUUUGAAAAUCAGCAUGUGGAUGCAUGUUCUCUCAGAGUGCAUCAUAGACUGUACAAAAUAAGCUUUUUUUUUAAAGCUCCCUGUUAAAUCAAACUCUGCCAGUGCAGAUGUUUUCAUCUUUUCACCUUUUUUCACUGUCAUGUCUUUUGUCAUGUUGCCAAAAGCAGUCUGUUAUCUUUCUGAUGCUGACGAGUUUCAGCAUAGAGGCCUUGUCUGCAGGUGAACAAGAUGUAGAAAAUUAUAAAUUACAACAAAGUUGUAGUUUAUGAACUCCUUGACGAUUGUUAAUUUCUGUACAGUGAGUUGUAAGAACUCUAAAUCUAUCGAAGGGUUGAUCUGGAUGUCGACUCUCCUGUAAAUCUUUUACUUGGGAUGUAAAUGACUCAAUGAAGGGUGGGAGGGGUACUUUGUAAAACUUGUAUAAUUAUUAUUUUUGUGCGUCUUUAAAGGAUCUUGAGACAGAAUUUUUACUUAACUGAUGUUUAUAGAGUUUUAUUUAUGUGUCAAGGUACAAAACUGUUGUACAGAAGUGCAGCUUUGCACAGUCUUGUGUGCUUAUGUUUAGUAAAUGCUAUUUUUCAAUGUUGGGGAAAAUAAAUGCAUUAUGGAAUACUGAA
Molecule: messenger RNA, 14321 nt
Organism: Xyrichtys novacula (pearly razorfish)
Lineage: Eukaryota; Metazoa; Chordata; Actinopteri; Labriformes; Labridae
Source: the annotation of a GenBank genome assembly